This is a messenger RNA of Hydatigera taeniaeformis, 603 nucleotides long. Lineage: Eukaryota; Metazoa; Platyhelminthes; Cestoda; Cyclophyllidea; Taeniidae. The record is from the annotation of a GenBank genome assembly.
AUGUUCGUCGUUGUUCCAAUCACCGACGUUGUCAUUAUUAAACCAAAAAAAUUUGGAUCUGAUAUCAAAGAGGUUCUGCAUAAGGUUGGGUUGUGCAUUUCCCUAUGGGAUAUCACUAAAAUAGGAGAUAUGUAUAUUUUACAGGAUAGCGGAUCGUACCAAGUUGUUGGUAGUGCUCUUUUGCUUCAUGCUAACAAGUUUCUAGUCUCUUUUCGGUUUGUCUGCUUCCGCCCAUCAAUAGACGAGGUGAUAAUUGGAACAGUGAAAAAUUGUACCCCAGAUGGUCUGCACAUUUCACUAUAUUUCUUUGACGACAUAUUCAUCCCAGCGGAUAAGCUACGACACCCGUCGAAAUUUGAUUUUGAGCAGCAGUGUUGGAUCUGGCAAUAUGAGGACGAUGGAGAAUCAGCAGACUUGCGCAUUGAGAAGAAUGACACAAUCAGAUUUCGUGUAGAGCAGGAGAUUUGGCAAGAUCCGAACCCAAGCGGAGAAAGUCGAGACCAGAGUCAGCCAACGUCCCCCUUCGGAGAGAAAUCUCCUUACGUUAUUCUUGGAUCUAUAGUCUCCGACGGACUUGGUCUAACCUGCUGGUGGAUCAAUUAA